Molecule: messenger RNA, 291 nt
Organism: Stylonychia lemnae
Lineage: Eukaryota; Ciliophora; Spirotrichea; Sporadotrichida; Oxytrichidae
Source: the annotation of a GenBank genome assembly
AUGGAUUAUUCUGAAUCGAGAAUUUAUGCUAUUGAUAUGGAACCAACUUUACAAAAUGAUAUUGUUUUUGGAGGAAGUAUAAAAGAAAAAAUAUCAAAGUAGACUUAUCCUAUAGUUGCUUACUUCCAAACUGAGAUAAAUAAUACUCAUUUAAGAUGGUUCUUCACUUAUAAACAUGAUGCUACAGUUGACCGUCUUGUCCAAUCUAGAUCCAAAAAAUGGAAAUGCCAUCAAAUCGCUUAGACUAAAUGGUCAAAUGUAGUAUAUAAGACCUCAAGCAAUGGAAAUUGA